This is a messenger RNA of Penicillium riverlandense, 588 nucleotides long. Its product is annotated as D-arabinitol dehydrogenase ArbD. The coding region runs from base 1 to 588 and encodes 195 amino acids. Lineage: Eukaryota; Fungi; Ascomycota; Eurotiomycetes; Eurotiales; Aspergillaceae. The transcript is spliced from 2 exons. The record is from RefSeq and is a predicted model, not a curated record.
AUGCACUUCACUGCUUCGACCAUUGCCAUCCUGGCCCUCGCCGCCGGUUCCCAGGCUGCUGUGCCCAAGAAGGGCGAGCCCCCAAUCUUGAACCACAAGUCCGUGAUUCCCCAGGGUACCGGUGUUAGCACCGGCACCCACCCGAUCAUGACCGGCACCGGCGGUGGCAACCAGACCGUUACCGUGACCUCUGCCUGCCCCAGCUGCCCCAAGUCGACCGUCCCCGUCCAGGUCCCCAGCUCCACCCCCGGUGCUGCCGUCAGCUCUGCUGCUGCUGGUGCUGCUGCCUCCUCUGCCGCUGGUGCCGCCGGUGCCGCCGGUACUCCUGCCGCCGGAGCUGGUGCCGCUGGUGCUUCGGGCGCUGCUGCUGCUGGUGCAUCGGGUGCUGCUGGCGCUGCCGGGCCCACCUCCAGCCCCGGCUUCACCCCUCCAACCCGGCUACGCGACAAGUGGACCUUCCUCAUCCCCGUGGGUAAGAUGGGUACCCUCGAAGACCUCAUAGACGCCGUCACCUUCCUACUUAGCGACGCGUCUAAGUAUAUCACCGGUGCGGACCUCCGCGUCGACGGUGGCUACACCCUGACAUAA